Messenger RNA from Sarcophilus harrisii (Tasmanian devil), 1245 nucleotides. RefSeq names its product magnesium transporter NIPA2-like. The transcript has 6 exons. NCBI's taxonomy places the organism in Eukaryota, Metazoa, Chordata, Mammalia, Dasyuromorphia, Dasyuridae. Gene Ontology annotation, biological process: magnesium ion transport. The record is from RefSeq and is a predicted model, not a curated record. Gene Ontology annotation, molecular function: magnesium ion transmembrane transporter activity. Bases 184 to 1245 code for a protein of 353 amino acids. Gene Ontology annotation, cellular component: membrane.
GGCGGGGUCGGGGAGGCUGCGGGAAGGCGGGAUUUUCGCAGGUGCUGCAAGAGGGCGGUUCGCGAGUCUCCCUCCCUUCCUCUUCUCCCUCUCUUCCUCCCUCCUUCGUCGUGUGGGCGAGGCGAGGUCAGGGCUUGGGGAACACGCGCUCGGCUUUAGGACAAAGGACCAGUGCUGGCCAGAAUGGCUGGCAACCAUAACUUCUAUAUUGGUCUGAGCUUGGCUAUCUGCUCCAGCAUUUUCAUUGGUUCGAGCUUCAUCCUAAAGAAGAAAGGACUUCUUAAGAUUGCCAACAGGGGCUCUAUGAGAGCAGGUCAUGGUGGCCAUGCAUACCUGAAGGAGUGGCUGUGGUGGGCUGGACUAAUAUCCAUGGGAAUCGGAGAAGCUGCCAAUUUUGCUGCCUAUGCUUUUGCCCCGGCCACACUAGUAACGCCCUUGGGUGCACUGAGUGUGUUAGUCAGUUCAGUUUUGUCCUCUUCCUUCUUGAAUGAGAAAUUGAACAUUCAUGGGAAGAUUGGCUGUAUGCUCAGUAUUUUGGGCUCAACAAUGAUGGUGAUCCACGUGCCCCAGGAGGACAUGAACCUCACCUUGGCCGAGAUGUCUGAGAAGUUGCGAAGUCCAGGAUUCAUUGGCUUUGCCAUUUAUGUAUUGGUCACUUCCACUACCCUCAUCUUUGUGAUAGGACCUCGCUAUGGCCAUAGUAACGUCCUGGUGUAUGUUCUGAUCUGCUCCUCAGUUGGUUCCCUUUCUGUGUCGUGCGUUAAGGGUUUGGGCAUCUCCCUGAAGGAGCUCAUUUCAGGGAAGCCUGUCCUGAAGGAGCCCCUUGGUUGGGUGCUUUUGUUUUGUCUGGUGAUUUGUAUAAGCAUUCAGGUCAACUAUCUGAACCGAGCUUUAGACAUUUUCAGUACUUCGAUAGUUACUCCCAUCUAUUAUGUCCUUUUCACCACAGCUGUUAUGACCUGCUCUGCCAUUCUCUUUAAGGAAUGGCAAAAUAUGGACCUAGACAGUGUCAUUGGCACGAUCAGUGGUUUCCUAACCAUAGUUUUCGGUAUUUUCCUUCUUCAUGCCUUUCGAGAAAUCCCUUUUUCUCCUGAUCUGAUUUAUUUUUCUCAGAGGUCAUGUUCGGGUAAUAACCACUCUUCUCCCCAGAGGGAAAGUGGAAGGCAAAAUCAGCCUCUCCUAGAUGAAGAUGACCUCAACAGAGAGUUCCAGAAUAUUGAGGCUGAAGAGGUUGAAAAUCUGUGA